Molecule: messenger RNA, 5388 nt
Organism: Haplochromis burtoni (Burton's mouthbrooder)
Lineage: Eukaryota; Metazoa; Chordata; Actinopteri; Cichliformes; Cichlidae
Gene: lingo1b
Product: leucine rich repeat and Ig domain containing 1b
Exons: 2
Coding region: 311-2182 (623 amino acids)
Cellular component (GO): plasma membrane
Molecular function (GO): protein binding
Source: RefSeq, a predicted model, not a curated record
CUCAUCAGCUGCCCCUCCCUCUUCCUCUCUGUCUCUGCUAGGUGCAGCAUGUAUGUGAGCGUGUGUGAGCCAGCAGAGCUGCCUGUGUGUUUACAUGUCAGCCUAUCAGUGCUGCCGGAUUUAGCGCAUCUGGAGAGGACGGAGGCAUUUUCUCAAAUGCCCCUCAGACAAGGGAUUCACAUCUCGGCAUAUAUCCCUCUUUCCCAUUUGAAUCUAGCCUGUCUUGAAUCCUGCAUCCCUGUCUCCAUGCUUUUGGAGGCAUUUUGAAUUUCCUUGGCAACAUGGAGCUGCCUGAAUUAGAAUUCUCUGCAUGACAGUCCUGGUAAGCAGUAGGAUGGUGUUUGGAGAGGCAGGAGGGCACAGCUACUUGGUGGCGUGCUGGCAGCCCAUCCUGUUCCUGAUGCUGGGCACCGUCCUUUCUGGCUCCACCACUGGUUGCCCUUCCAGAUGUGACUGCAACGCUCAGGAGCGUUCAGUCGUGUGCCAUCGGCGGAGACUAGCAAGUCUUCCUGAGGGCAUCCCCACUGAAACAAAGCUGUUAGACCUCAGCAAGAACCGCCUGAAGACCCUGGGGCCUGAGGAGUUCAUUAAUUAUCCUCAGCUGGAGGAACUGCAACUUAACGAAAACGCAAUUUCUUCUAUUGAGCCUGGGGCUUUUGGCAACCUCAUGAACCUUCGGACGCUCGGUUUGCGCAACAAUGAGCUAAAGCUUAUUCAGCUUGGGGUGUUCACAGGCCUGAACAACCUCACCCAGCUGGAUAUAAGUGAGAACAAAAUUGUCAUUCUGCUCGAUUAUAUGUUCCAGGAGUUGUACAACCUGAGGGCUUUGGAAGUUGGUGACAAUGACCUCGUUUUUAUCUCACCCCGAUCAUUUCACGGACUCAGCAACCUUGAAAGUCUCAAUAUUGAGGGAUACAAUCUGGCCUCAGUGCCCACUGAUGCCCUUAGCCAUUUGCAUAACCUGUUGUCACUUCGAUUACGCUAUCUCAACGUCACUGUCAUAAGGGAUUACUCCUUUAAGAGGCUAUAUCGACUAAGAGUACUGGAGAUAUCUCACAUGCCUUCUCUGGAUACCAUGACCCCAAAAUGCUUGUUCGGACUCAAUCUCACUUCACUAUCCAUCACAAAUUGUAAUCUUACUGUCAUCCCCUACCAAGCUAUCAGUCACCUGAGAUAUCUUCGUUUUCUCAAUCUGUCUUUCAAUCCCAUUCGCACUGUGGAAGGGAACCAGCUGUUCAAUCUACAGAAGCUCCAGGCUUUUCAUUUGGCUGGUGGAAAAUUAGUUGCCAUUGAGCCCUACUCCUUCAAAGGCCUCAACCACCUCCGUGUACUCAAUGUAUCCAGCAAUGCCUUGAGCACUCUGGAGGAGUCUGUUUUUCAUUCAGUUGGAAACCUGGAGACACUGGCAUUGUAUGACAACCCACUGGCCUGCGACUGUCGUUUGCUCUGGGUCUUCCGUCGGCGAUGGAGGCUAAACUUCAACAGGCAACAGCCAAUGUGUGCUUCACCAGAGGUUGUGCAAGGAAAAGAGUUUAAGGAUUUUCCAGACAUACUCCCUCCUGACUACUUCAACUGCAAAAAAUCAAAGAUCGAGGAUUACAAGGUUCAAGAAAGCCACGUAGACGAAGGAACUACAGUUAAUUUUGCUUGCCAGGCCGAGGGUGAUCCAGUUCCUGUGAUAAUGUGGCUGUCCCCGAAAAAGGAAUACAUCACUACCAAAACGAUGAGGUCAAGACUUUCUGUCUCUAAUGACGGUACUUUGGAGGUGCGUUACGCCCAAAUCCAGGACAAUGGCACUUACACGUGCAUUGCAAGCAAUGCGGCAGGCAACGACACCAAAGCUGCUCACCUUUUUGUGCAUAGCUACUCCCCGAAUUGGCCCCACCAACCAAACAAGACAUUUGCCUUCAUUUCCAACCAGCCUAGUGAUGAAGGUGCUAAUGUGACCCGGGCCACAGUUCCAUUUCCAUUUGAUGUAAAGACACUUAUUAUUGCAACCACCAUGGGAUUUAUCUCUUUCCUUGGAGUGGUCCUCUUCUGUCUUGUAAUAUUGUUCCUCUGGAGUAGAGGGAAAGACAAUACAAAGUCAAGUAUAGAGGCUGAAUAUGUGCCACGUAAAGAGGAAACAGAGGAGGCCAGCCCAACUGAGGCACCGGUGCAGUUCAACAUGAAAAUCAUGUGAACCUCAAAAGGACAUCAUGUAAGCUUACAAACUGCAGUCGAGAUGCAUACUAUACUUGCUUCAAAUAUGUACUCUCUUUAUGAGCGAUAGAAAUUGCACAGCAGAAACGCAUCUUGACUAUAUACCCUAGACUUUUUUCUUUUUUUUUUACUUCAGGGACUGAAUCUUUCAAAACAAAAAACGUGUUGAAUUUGAAAUAUUCUAAUUUCUGUAAAUUUGUAUUGGCAAUACGCAAUCAGUAUGUUAACAUGCACUCAUUAAUUUUGUGUGUCUAACAAAAUUGAGGCAAUAUUUUAAACAAAGCACAUGGACUACAGUUUACAAGAUAGAGGGAUUACUAUCUGGAAGGAUUGGGAGAUUAACCUGCAGGUCCUUCUAUCAGCAGAAAAAGGACUUGUUGUUAGCAUCUUGCUCCUGUUUGUUGAUUUCUGCUUUCAUGGAUAAACAAAGCACAGUAACCCAUUAUUAGAGCCCAGGUUCUCCUUCUUACAGGGCAAAGUUGAAAGCUGCUUCCUUUUGUCCCAUCACUAGCAGCUGACAAGUAAGACGUGGAUAUUUUUAAUUUUAGAGAUCCAGAAAAAACAGAAGAAAGUGAGAAUAGUCAACACUGCUAAAUUUGACAGAUAAAGAAGCAAGUCAUUUUUACACACAGUAAGUAUUAAAAAAAAUCAGAAGGUCAUAUCAGGACAAAGACGUUGUAGUUUUACCAGAAAGCACAUUUUUAUAUCCUGUUUCUGUGAAAUUUAAACAUCAUUAAGAAUCAGUUGGCAGGUUAGAGACAGAGGAAGUAAGCGUUCUUCACCACCUGCUGUGUGUCAGUGAGCUGUGGCCUUUUAACUAUUUUCCAAAAUCAUUAAUUUGUGUUUUGAAGUUUUCCCUGUGUUCUCUGCUAUGUUUUUCCUUUUAGAAGCCACGUCUAAACACUUCAAAUGCUAGGCUGCGUCGCAAUGAAUUGUCACAGACAAGUCAUUUUUGUGAACUGGCUCAUUUUUACUGUGUCAGAAAGUUUCAAUACCUGGUGUGUUUCCUUUACCAGGUGAUGGUCAAAUUAGAAGUGUGCAUGUUAACACACUGAAUAAGAAAAAUAAGCCACAGUUUGUGCUCCUUUCAGCCAAUAAAAGGAAGUUUGUCAUUAAAUGUAUUGACUUGUUGCGGUAUACAUAUUUUUUCCUGUAUUUUAUUCUUCCUUGUACAUUACGCUAUGGCACAAUAUGAAUGCUUUUGAUGGCUGGGUUUUGAACAUAUUAAAAUCUAAAGAGCAGAUUAAAUAACCAGUUUUUAAUUUAACUAAACUGAAAAAGAAGGGUAUUUGACGACUGUCUUCACAUUACUCUAGUAACAAUUUAUCAUCAAAUGUUAAAAAGUUUAUUGGUUUACAUAUUUGGCAGCUUAAGAGUCAUGAACAUUUGAUCCAAGUCCUGAGAUUUUAUUGUCACCUUAGAUAUGAAAAGCGGUGGCAUUAUUAAUUUGUUGCCUUAAGUACCCAUUUUCCAGCAUUCAGCUGAACAAUAUUCAGUAUUUUGGUAGAAAAUGGAGCUUUAUGCCUCAUAAGGAUUUUACAUUGUCUAAUUACGUUCACAGUUGACGUCUGCUCUGAAGAUAAUGUGUUCAUUAACUCUUAAUAUACUUGACUGAACAGAUGGACAGAUGGAAAUUCUAUUAAAAUAAAGAACAUUUUAUACUAUGGAGUGUUUAUUUUAUCCUCAUGUACUAUGAAUGAAUUCAAAUGAGUUAUAUCCUAUGCUACAAACAAUCUUUACAGAGUCUCUGUAGGAGGCACACAGUAGAGCACUUUUAGAUAAUAGAAUACAACUUCAUUUUUAGGUGUUUGAUGUUGGUGGGUGCCAAAAGCCCAUAAAAUCUUACAGUGCAUUAAGAACUAGUGCCAUAUCAUGGCCUAUAAAUUUCUAGUUUUCACAGACAUGGUAUAUGUAAUUGUGCACUGCUAAUUAAAAGGCAUGCCACAGCAAGAUCAUGUUUAAAAUGGGAUACCCGAUUAAACCAUGGUAUUCAAUUUCUGUCAUCCCAGCUCACUCUCUUCAAGCAGACUUUUGCCUUUUUGAACUUCAUGCUAAGGUUUACUGUUAGCAUGACUAUGCGGCAAAGUUCCAAGUCAUACAAUGCACAGCUACACGAAGCGCACUGAAGAAGUUUACUUUGAUCAAAAGUCGCAAUUCUAAAUGUUAAGCCGGUCAUAUUUUUUUCUUUGCAUAAGCAGUCAUGAGCAAUUUUUGAUGAUUGAUAGUCAUCACAACAGAUGCCCAAAACAGAAAUUUAUAUGAGUGUCAGUUUGACAGAACAAUAAAAAACUCAAAACCUGAAAACAUCAAGUUUUGUCCCAUCUGAUCAAAAUGACAACCACUUCAAAGUCCACGAGCAUCUUUUGUUUGCUUGUGGAGGGGUUAGUAAAAAAAUACAGUGGUUUAAAUUGAUAAUGACAUGAAAUAAAAAUUCCACUCAUGUGAUGCAUCUUCAAAAAUUUAAAGAGGGUAUGUGCUUUAUUCAUUUAUGAUCAUAAUGAUAUCCAGGCAGAUGGAAAAAGUUCAGACAAAGUUGCUAAAGGUUACUGAGUAGAGUGAUACUUUCUGAAGAACUGAGAGUGGUAACAAACUGAACUCUAACUUUCAUGGUUAAAAAAUACAGAUUACGCUUUGCCUUUGUAAUGCUGAUGAGGAUAAAGAAGACUAAGGUUAAAAUGAGGCUUUGGCAACACAACCAUCAGCCCUGCUUGUUCCCUGUAGUGGCAGUGCUUUCCUUUUAUGACAUCUAUGCAUGUCACUGCAGCAGUUCCAGGGCAGUCGGGAUUAAAAUACUUAAUAAGAAAGCAUCUCAAUAACUUCUCCUUCCAUUACCACUUCUGUAAGGAGGGAUUACGCUUGAAAAAAAAAUGCAGCAUUUCCUGAAGGCGCAUAUUUAAGAUGAUAAUUCUUGUUGAUAAUCAUUGCCAUUCGCACAGCAGUGCAUAUCAUUAAUGGGAACGUUACAGUGCUUUAAAAGCUUGUUAUGAGAUAAAAAAUGAACAUAUAUUUUUAUGCUGCAUCUGUGCAACAGAUAAUAAGCAUUUGACUUGCUUCACGAAACUCAGCAAUACCUGUUCCUUAUAAGGCAGCAAUACUCAUAAAAGCAGAAAGGAAUUUCAAGGACGCACAAAGCAUCCCAAGAUACAAUGGCUUUGUUGAAUUCCUCUUGAUCUCAGCAGAACCCCC